Messenger RNA from Triplophysa rosa, 5052 nucleotides. It is a transcript of the gene qkia, whose product is annotated as QKI, KH domain containing, RNA binding a. Gene Ontology annotation, cellular component: nucleus. Lineage: Eukaryota; Metazoa; Chordata; Actinopteri; Cypriniformes; Nemacheilidae. Bases 291 to 1442 code for a protein of 383 amino acids. The record is from RefSeq and is a predicted model, not a curated record. Gene Ontology annotation, molecular function: mRNA binding. Gene Ontology annotation, biological process: regulation of mRNA splicing, via spliceosome. The transcript is spliced from 8 exons.
GCACGGGUGGCAGUCAGGAGCGUGAACGCGAGUUCAGUACAGUGAACAGUACCCGACGAGUCCACAUCGAGCGACUCUAGCGAAGGGAGAAAAAGAAAGAGACCGAAGGGUUUGUGUUUCUUCCUCUCCGCGCUAAAUCAACAGCUCCUUAAAUCAGCCGUUAUAUCCGGAGAGGGUCUCCGCAGCGUGGAGGGGGCACGAGGGAUUUGAUCUGCACCGUUAUUUUUUUCUUUUGUGUUUUCUUUUUUUUCUUUUUCUCGUGGAAGGAUUGUGAGGGUUUGCUUGUAAAGAUGAUGGUCGGGGAGAUGGAGGUGAAGGAGAGACCGAGGCCGAGUCCCGACUAUCUCAUGCAGUUACUGAACGAGAAGAAGCUCAUGACGAGUUUACCGAACCUGUGCGGCAUCUUCACGCACCUGGAAAGACUCCUGGACGAAGAGAUAACGAGAGUGAGGAAAGACAUGUACAACGACUCUGUUAAUGGUCUGGUGGACAAACACCCUCUGGAGUUACCGGAGCCUGUGGGACCCAUUGUACACCUGCAGGAGAAGCUCUUCGUACCAGUCAAAGAGUACCCAGACUACAAUUUUGUGGGGAGGAUCCUUGGGCCUCGUGGACUUACAGCGAAGCAGCUGGAAGCAGAAACCGGCUGCAAGAUCAUGGUGAGAGGGCGGAGUUCCAUGAGAGACAGAAAGAAGGAAGAGCAGAACAGAGGGAAACCGAACUGGGAGCAUCUAAAUGAAGACCUGCAUGUUCUGAUCACAGUGGAGGACACACAGACACGUGCCGAGGUCAAGAUGAGAAGAGCAGUAAAAGAGGUCGAGAAGCUACUGGUGCCUGCAGCAGAGGGAGAAGAUAAUCUGAAGAAGAUGCAGCUGAUGGAGCUGGCUAUUCUGAACGGAACAUACAGAGACACCAACAUCAAAACACCCACCCUUGCGUUUUCUCUUGCAGCCGCGGCAGCAGCCGCACAAGGUCAACGUCUGAUUGCGGCCCCAGCGGGUCAGGUCCUCCCCCCAUCCGCCCUCAGGCCCCCCACUCCGGGAGGGACCCCCAUCAUGAACAUCCUUCGACCCACUCAGAUGGCCAACCUGCUACCCAACGGUACCCCCACCCUGGUGCCCCCAUCACCUGAUGCGGGCCUCAUCUACACCACGCACUACGACUACCCUUAUGCCUUGGCACCCACGUCUCUGCUGGAAUAUCCCAUGGAGUCCAGCGGAGUCCUAGGUAAGCGGGCGUGGGGGCUUGGCACUUCACCCUUUGGUGCUCUGCAAGAGGGCACAGCUGGGGUGUUUUACGGGGGCUUUUUGGAUGGGGCAUUGCCAGGCCCCGUUCAGGACUCACUGAAAGGUGCAAUGGCUACUAAAGUGCGGAGACAUGAUUCUCGGGUCCAUCCUUACCAAAGGAUAGUGACCGCAGACAGAGCCGCCACCGGCAACUAACAAAUGACCUCUGAACUCUGAACUCUUCACCCAAUGAUGAGCCGCCCAAGCCUGCCUGCUGAUCAGAUUAACUGGUAAUUGCCUUUUGCUAGCCUGGUGGACGCAGAGAGAGGCACCUGUCCAAGCAGUGAUCCUAACACAAACCAACAUAAAACACAACCCUCCAUACCAACUCGUUGUGUAACUAUAACAAGGAUGAUUCUCCUAUUAUUUUAUAUACGAGUUUGUGACCUUUAGUUUGUUUCUUUCUUUUUCUUUUUAAAUCACAAAUGAUUGGGUGGAUGAUAACAGCGAUGUUGCGUUACCCCCCAAAAAAUCUGCACUGAAGUUUAAAAGCAAUAAAGAAGCGUCUUCUGCUAAUUUAGCCCUUAAAUGCAUUUACACCUCCAGUACAAAAACGCAAACUUGGCGACCCUGGUUUUAUUAGUUAUGACGCUAAACGGGGCAUCAGGGUGCAGAUUAUGUACACGUGUACCCCACCCGUUUAAUCUGUUGGUCGUUACGAAUCAAAAGAAAAAGAAGGAAAGAAAUCCACACUCACACCAACUUGUGAAUUUCGUGUCCUUCUCCGAUGUAUGUGUGUGUGUGUGUUUCAGUUUGAGUUUAUUUUUACUUUGCUGACACAUUCUGGGUGUGCCUGAUCAGGUGACAGAGAGCAUGGCUACUAUGACAGACUGCAAAAAGCUUGUUUAUUUUUUUUCUUUGACUUUUUUCUUAUGUUUCCAUGUAUCCUGUUAGUGUUUUGCAAUACUUGCAGAUUUCUGUGCUGGUAAUUGCAGUAUUGGUGCCAGCUCAGGCAGGGCAAUAGGUGUGAUUUGGGGUGAAGUGUUUAUGUAGUUGAUUUAAAUCUAGGAUAUUCAGGGUUGGACAGCUGGGAUAUGAACCGGAAUCAGUUUACUGAACUAUGCCAUCCCAAAAACUCAACCCCCCACAUACAGUGCCUGAACUUUCUAGAAAUCUUUUCGAAUGAGCUGUGAGAUAAAAGACAAAAAAAAGUAUUAUGUGUGCGCGUUUAGCCAAAGGGUUUCCAUUGAAUUAAUUUCUAUAUACGAGUAUGUAUCUAAUCGCCAAGGGUUCUGUCAUUUUAGUCUAGUGUUUGAAAAGGUUUGAUGUCAUGCCUGUAUCUGUUUGAUAGCGAAUCAAAAAUGAAUGAAACUUCCCACAAGACGCUAAUUUCCUUUAGGAUGUGGAAAACCAAUGAACACUAAGGAAAAUGAAUGGGGGAGGGGCAUGAUCGCUCUCUCUAUGUACACACUUUACAUUUUCUGUCUGCAUUAUCAUGUAUGUUAUUUUAUCGAACAUUGAUUGUCUGUUGCGGAGUUCUCUCCCCCGUCUCACCUUAGAAAAAUUUGCCCAUUCAGCUGAGCUGAAACGAAACGCAGGUGUUCUUUUAAAGACCUUUUCUGAUUUAUUUCAACGCAUUUGCUCCAAUCGCCCGCGUCGAAUAGCCCAUCCACAAUGUGUCCUGCACACCCCCAGCUACUGAGACCACUGUCAUUUCUGUCCACCCUCUCAAGAAAACAUAGGAUGUGAAAGCCAUGUCUGCCUGUUCAAAUUGCUUUAUACAUACAUGAUAUAUAUAUGAAAUGUAGACAAAUGUAGAUACGUCAUUGCAUAUUAAAAUACAGAAAGAUCAAAAUUAGAUACUUUUACAGGGUGCUGGAGAAGAAAUAUAUAUUUUUGCCAAUUUUAGCUUUUUAUACUUAACUUGCAGUUACAAAAUAUGAAACGUAAUACAAAAAAAUAUAUAUAUAAAAGUUAGUAGAGUAGUUACCGCGAAAGGUGGUGAAGAAACGUGUGACUUCGGAUACUAUUGGCCAGGGGAAAAACAGACCAAAAUAGUCAAACCUUGGAAUGUUGGCGGAAUUGCAUGAUGCAGAAGGAAAAGAUUAAUCUGAAAGAGUAUAUUUACGGACAUAAGUGCCUUACCCGUGGUCGUUUCUUUUUCCGAGUGUUACGUUGUUCAAUAAUAUUCAGCACCAACUAGGUUAGUGCAGAGCGCAUGAGGGGUUCAGAAACAGAAGCUCUCCGGGAGUUAAACCACAAGGCUGUUGCAGUGUUGUGCCACUGAAUCUAUGCUAUGCAAAGGAAUAGCAGUCAUUUGACCAGCUAACUAUGUGCCAUGAUUUGUCUUCCCAAAAUUGAUUUUUUUUUCUUUUGUUUUCCUUUAAUACCCAUUUGAACAAAGUGUUUUAUUUGUUGUUAUUUUUAAUGCAUUAUAUUCUUAUAUUAUGAAGACAAAAUCAGUAAUGCUGUCUAUAAAAUUGGUUACUGUGAUUUUUGUCAAGAACAACUGCCAAUCAUGAUGUGGAAGUCUGCCAGGUGUUUGGAUUUAAGAAACUGAAUUAAUUGGUCUUGAACAUUGGGCUUUAUCUGAAACCUCCCCUUGUUUCAAGAUUUGCAAACUGGAAGCUACCGAUCACUGUUUUUUUUUUAAGCAUACAUGUUUGCCAAAAUGUACUCUCUUAUGCCUAGGAGAUAUACAACUUUCGUGUUGAUAAAGACAGGAACAGAUGAACCAUUUAGUUAACUUCCUGUUUUUUUCUGGACAGUUUAUAGCAGUGGUCACCAACCCUACUCCUGGAGAUCGACCGUCCUGAAGAUUUCAGCUUUGACCCCAAUCAAACACACCUGAAUUAUCUAAUCAAGGUGUUCAGGUUUGCUUGAUAAUUACAGACAGGUGUGCUGAAGCAGGGUUGGAGCUGCAGUCUGCAGGACAGUUGAUCUCCAGGAACAGGGUUGGUGACCACUGGUUUAUAGUUUUGAACUGAUCUGAGAAAGGCAAAUGUUGUGAAAGUAUUAAUAGAAAGAGGGUUUGCUGCAAAGUUAAAAGCUACGAAAAGCCACUAAAUCAGACACUAGAGACCAGACCUCCUCCAAACAGUUUUCAGUCAUUCAAACAAUCGGGAGUGUUUAUCUCAUUGUCAACAACAACAAACAUGACAUUGUAUUUUGUUUCCUGUAACCCUGGCAGUCACUAGUGUGGUCUUGUUCUUUAAUUUUGUUACACACAAAAGGUCAAUGUUUCUUUUUCUCAGUGUUAUAGAUACAUUUUUAAGCCUAUUGAAAUAAUGAAAUGCAAUAUUAGACAGGAGCAGAGGAGACUACAGAGAAAUGGACAGUAUUAAGAGAAUUCCCUCUGCCAUGUUACUAUGUGCUGUUAUUGUUUUAGAGUUGGGUUUUGAGUCUAUCAGGUGUUGGGAGAAAUCUUGUUCUCUUCUGCCUGCCUAUACAUGUGUAAUAAUGUAAAUUACAGCCAUUGUUACAGGUUUCUAAUGUAUUUUUCUAACUUCAUUUUCUAUGUACGAGUCAUUUUUUUCGGAUAUGAAGCCCACUACAUAAUAUUUUGUUUCCCAUGUUCUCUCUCCUCCGGCCUCCGUCUCAGCCCACUCUUUACUCAAAUCUAUCUCUCAUUGGGAGCAUCGCCUUUCCUAGUUAUUUUUUUCUUGCUGAUAUCUUAGCUUGUUUAACUCAUUAGCGACUUAUUAGUUUUCUCUUGUCAUAGGGAUUUUUACAUGCUUGCAUUUAGUUUUUAUGGUGUAUGCUGUUAUUUUUUCUUAUUAACCUCCUUGGCAUUUAUUUUAAUAAAACAUUCUUAGUAAGAAUUUUA